AUGGUGGCUUAUACUAAAGCCCUAAACCAGAACCUUCUCCAUACCCUGCUCCAUACCCUGCUCCAUACCCUGCUCCAUACCCUACUCCAUACCCUACUCCAGACCCUACUCCAUACCCCACUCCAUACCCUAUACCAGACCCUACUCCAUACCCUACUCCAUACCCUACACCAGACCCUUCUCCAUACCCUACUCCAUACCCUACUCCAUACCCCACUCCAUACCCUACUCCAUACCCUACACCAGACCCUGCUCCAUACCCUACUCCAUACCCUACUCCAUACCCUACACCAGACCCUGCUCCAUACCCUACACCAGACCCUUCUCCAUACCCUACACCAGACCCUUCUCCAUACCCUACACCAGACCCUGCUCCACACACACCCUACUCCAUACCCUACACCAGACCCUACUCCAUACCCUACACCAGACCCUACUCCAUACCCUACACCAGACCCUGCUCCAUACCCUACACCAGACCCUUCUCCAUACCCUACACCAGACCCUACUCCAUACCCUACACCAGACCCUACACCAUACCCUGCUCCAUACCCUACACCAGACCCUGCUCCAUACCCUACACCAGACCCUGCUCCAUACCCUACACCAGACCCUGCUCCAUACCCUACACCAGACCCUGCUCCAUACCCUACACCAGACCCUUCUCCAUACCCUACACCAGACCCUUCUCCAUACCCUACACCAGACCCUUCUCCAUACCCUACACCAGACCCUCUCCAUACCCUACUCCAUACCCUACUCCAUACCCUGCUCCAUACCCUACACCAGACCCUCUCCAUACCCUACUCCAUACCCUACACCAGACCCUACUCCAUACCCUACACCAGACCCUACUCCAUACCCUACACCAGACCCCUCUCCAUACCCUACACCAGACCCUACUCCAGACCCUACUCCAGACCCUGCUCCAUACCCUACACCAGACCCUUCUCCAUACCCUACACCAGACCCUCUCCAUACCCUACUCCAGACCCUACUCCAUACCCCACUCCAUACCCUACUCCAUACCCUACUCCAUACCCUACACCAGACCCUACUCCAGACCCUACUCCAUACCCUACACCAGACCCUGCUCCAUACCCUACACCAGACCCUGCUCCAUACCCUACACCAGACCCUACACCAGACCCUACUCCAUACCCUACACCAGACCCUUCUCCAUACCCUACUCCAUACCCUACACCAGACCUACUCCAACCCUACUCCAUACCACACACCAGACCCUGCUCCAUACCCUACACCAGACCCUGCUCCAUACCCUACACCAGACCCUACUCCAACCCACUCCACCAGACCCUGCUCCAUACCCUACCCAUACCCUGUCCACCUACCCAUACCCACCCUACUCCGACCCUACUCCAGACCCUCUCUCAUACCCUACACCAAGACCCUGCUCCAUACCCUGCUCCUACCCUGCUCCAACCCUCUCCAUACCCUGCUCCCAUACCCUCUCACCAACCCUACACCAGACCCUGCUCCAACCCUACUCCAUCCAUACCAUCUCAGACCCUGCUCCAUACCCUACACCAGACCCUGCCUCCAUACCCUACCCAUACCCUGCUCCAUACCCUACACCAGACCCUACACCAGACCCUGCUCCAUACCCUAAACCCGACCCUGCCCAUACCCUACCCAACCCUGCUCCAUACCCUGCCCAACCCUACUCCAUACCCUGCUCCAUACCCUACACCCUACCCUGCUCCAUACCCUACUCCAUACCCUACACCAGACCCUCUCCUAUACCCCUCUCCAUACCCUUACCUCCAUACCCUCUCCAGACCCUGCUCCAACCCUACUCCAUACCCUACUCCAGACCCUGCUCCAUACCCUACACCAGACCCUACCCAUACCCUACUCCAACCCUACACCAGACCCUGCUCCAUACCCUCUCCAACCCUCCCAUACCCACACCAGACCUACUCCAGACCUGCUCCAGACCUGCUCCAUACCCACACCAGACCCUGCUCCAUACCUACCCAGACCCUACUCCAUACCCUCUCCCAUACCCUACGCUCCAUACCCUACCCAGACCCUCCAUACCCUGCUCCGACCCUGCUCCAUACCCUACUCCAGACCCUGCUCCAUACCCUACACCAGACCCUACUCCAUAACCCUACUCCAGACCCUGCUCCUACCCUACCCAGACCCUGCUCCAUCCCUACCCUACACCAGCCUACUCCAUACCCUACACCAACCCUGCUCCAUACCCUACACCAGACCUCUCCAUACCCUACCCAGACCCUGCUCCAUACCCUACCCAACCCUAACCAGACCCUGCCCCUACUCCACCCUACACCAACCCUACCCAGACCCUAACUCCAACCCUACUCCAGACCCUACACCAGACCCUACACCAACCCUCUCCAGACCCUACUCCAACCCUACUCCAGACCCUACUCCAGACCCUGCUCCAGACCCUGCUCCAUACCCUACACCAUACCCUGCUCCAUACCCUACACCAGACCCUGCUCCAGACCCUGCUCCAUACCCUACACCAUACCCUGCUCCAUACCCUACACCAUACCCUGCUCCAUACCCUACACCAGACCCUGCUCCAUACCCUGCUCCAUACCCUACUCCAGACCCUGCUCCAUACCCUACACCAGACCCUGCUCCAUACCCUGCUCCAUACCCUACACCACACCCUGCUCCAUACCCUACACCAGACCCUGCUCCAGACCCUGCUCCAUACCCUACACCAGACCCUACUCCAGACCCUGCUCCAUACCCUACACCAGACCCUACACCAGACCCUACUCCAUACCCUACUCCAUACCCUACACCAGACCCUACUCCAUACCCUACUCCAGACCCUGCUCCAUACCCUACACCAGACCCUGCUCCAUACCCUACUCCAGACCCUACUCCAUACCCUACACCAGACCCUACUCCAGACCCUACUCCAUACCCUACACCAGACCCUACUCCAGACCCUACUCCAGACCCUACACCAUACACCCCUCUCCAUACCCACCAACCAACCCUCUCUACCUACACCAGACCCUCUCCCUACCCUACACCAGACCCUGCUCCAUACCCUAACCUCCCAGACCCUGCUCCAUACCCUACACCAACCCUCUCCAUACCCUACACCAGACCCUCUCCAUACCCUACACCAUACCCUGCUCCAACCCUGCCAUACCUCCCUGCUCCAUACCCUACACAUACCCUGCUCCAUACCCUCUCCAUACCCUCUCCAUACCCUACCACAGACCCCUAA
Coregonus sp. 'balchen' is the source of this 3241-nucleotide messenger RNA. NCBI's taxonomy places the organism in Eukaryota, Metazoa, Chordata, Actinopteri, Salmoniformes, Salmonidae. The record is from the annotation of a GenBank genome assembly.